Molecule: messenger RNA, 1733 nt
Organism: Gavialis gangeticus (Gharial)
Lineage: Eukaryota; Metazoa; Chordata; Crocodylia; Gavialidae
Product: dual specificity protein kinase CLK4
Exons: 13
Coding region: 88-1524 (478 amino acids)
Biological process (GO): protein phosphorylation; regulation of RNA splicing
Cellular component (GO): nucleus
Molecular function (GO): ATP binding; protein tyrosine kinase activity
Source: RefSeq, a predicted model, not a curated record
GAGGAAGCCGGGAAGGGCUUAGGCCGCCAUUUUGUGUGGGUACGUGAGGGGGGAAGGGACGGCGCUCCUUGCGGCUUCCCGACAGCCAUGCGGCAUUCAAAACGAACUCAGUGUCCUGAAUGGGAUGAUGAAAGGAGCUGGGAUGAAGGAAAGCACAGCAGCAGCCAUAAACGAAGGAGGAGGUCCCGCAGCAGUGCACAAGAAAGCAAACAUUAUAAAUCACAUGAAACUUCAGACAGUCAUUAUUUGGACGAUAGAUCCAUAAAUGAGAGAGACCGUCAUGACCGGAAAUAUAUUGAGGAAUACAGAAAUGACUUCUGUGAAGUAUAUGACCACAGGCGUUAUCACAGAGACAAUGAAAAGAGUCACCAUCAUCACUAUAGCAAAUCCUCUGGCCGGAGCAGAAAAAGUAGUCAUAAAAAGAAGCAUAAGAGACAUCAUUGCUCCAGUCACCAUUCACAUUCGAAGAGUCACCGAAGGAAAAGAUCCAGGAGUGUAGAGGAUGAUGAGGAGGGUCACCUGAUCUGUGAAAGUGGAGACGUACUAAGAGCAAGAUAUGAAAUUGUUGAUACUUUAGGGGAAGGAGCAUUUGGAAAAGUAGUGGAGUGCAUUGAUCACCAUAUGAGAGGAAUGCACGUAGCGGUUAAAAUUGUGAAAAAUGUUGGUAGAUACCGUGAAGCAGCCCGCUCAGAAAUACAGGUGUUGGAACAUUUAAACAGCAUGGAUCCAAGCAGCACGUUCCGCUGUGUCCAGAUGCUAGAAUGGUUUGAUCAUCACGGUCAUGUUUGCAUUGUUUUUGAGCUGCUGGGACUUAGUACCUAUGAUUUUAUUAAAGAAAACAGCUUUUUGCCAUUUCGUAUUGAUGACAUAAGACAUAUGGCGUAUCAGAUAUGUCAAUCUAUAAAUUUUUUACAUCAUAAUAAGUUGACUCACACAGAUCUGAAGCCUGAAAAUAUUUUGUUUGUGCAUUCAGAUUAUAUAGUAAAGUACAAUGCUAAGAUGAAACGAGAUGAACGAACACUAAAAAAUACAGAUAUCAAAGUUGUUGAUUUUGGAAGCGCAACUUUUGAUGAUGAACAUCACAGUACAUUAGUGUCUACGAGACAUUACAGAGCUCCUGAGGUUAUUUUAGCAUUGGGAUGGUCUCAGCCCUGUGAUGUUUGGAGUAUAGGUUGCAUUCUAAUUGAAUAUUACCUGGGUUUUACAGUAUUCCAGACACAUGAUAGUAAAGAACACCUAGCAAUGAUGGAGCGAAUAUUAGGGCCUCUACCUACUCACAUGAUCAAGAAAUCAAGCAAACAUUAUUUUCAUCAUGACCAGUUGGACUGGGAUGAACAUAGUUCUGCAGGCCGAUAUGUAAGGAGGCGCUGUAAGCCAUUAAAGGAAUUCAUGCACUGUCAGGAUGCAGAUCAUCAGACUCUGUUUGAUCUUGUUCGCAAAAUGUUGGAGUACGAUCCAUCUGAUAGAAUUACUCUUGAUGAAGCCUUGCAACAUCCUUUUUUUGACCCACUAAAAAGGAAGUAAACUCAGAUACCUUAUAUGGUUCUCCAAGGAGAUUACAUAGACUGUGUCAGUCAGCAGAGAUAGCAUAAGACUUUUGUAAAAUUUAAGUUAUUUUGUACAGGUAAGCCUCUAAAUAUUGCCAUAUGUUUUUGUAUCACUGCCAUAUUUACCUUGUUAACAGUUCUGGUCUUGAUCAUAGAUAUAAAAAUAAAAGUAAUUUUUGAAACUGG